AUGGCGGGGGCUUUCAGGUUCGGGCAGCGCCGCGCGGCUGUUCGGGUUUCGAGUUCUUCUUUGUUUUUCGUUCUUUUUGUUUAUUGUUUGGUUUCUAACUUCUAUUCUUCGAAUUCUUUUCGUUUGAAUUCAUCUUCUGACUUUUCCCUGGCCGCUGGCGCCGCAGCCUCGCCUGGGGCUGCUGCUUACCCCCCCGAAGGUGUAGAUACACCCGAAGGCGCAGAAACGCAGGACGCAGACAGCCCCGAUGCUGUAGAGACACCCGAACUUGAACUCGACGCAAAUGAGGCAAAACCUGCAGUUAUUGAAUACUCUGAAGGGUUUCCAGAGGCUGGGGAAAGCUAUGGACAGCAAGGGGGAGAAGCAAUCGAAGAAGAACUCCAAAAAACACAAAAGUUUGAAAAUAAAGAUGAAACCAAAAUUAACUUCGAGGAAAAGAGCGCCGGACAUGUGCAGGCAGUCUCCGGGACCAUGAGGGGAAGAAGACCCACAGACGAAGACGAAAUAACAACUCUUGAACAACUCAACAGCAACACUUACUUCAUGGGACUCUUCGACGGCCACGGCGGAUCUCAAACUGCCAAAUAUUUAAAGCAAAAUGCCCACAAGGAAUUCGCUGCAGCACUGGAAGUGUCCGCCGAUAUUCCUCUGGAAUACGACGAGGGAAAGAUCUCUGAAGUUUGCGUCGCAAUGGACAAAACAAUAAUUAAAAAGAACAUUUGUAAGAGAUCGGGAUCCACAGCCGCAAUGUUAUUUGUCGAAAAGGAUAUCCUGCAGGAGCGAAGCUUCAGGCUGCAUUCUGUUUUCGUCGGAGAUUCCCGCAUUAAGGCAAUUGACUUGUCCAGCGACCGUUCAUUUUACCUCACUGAAGAUCAUAAGCCAGAAAGAGAAGAAGAAAAACACAGAAUUGAACUCAGUGGCGGGCGCGUCUACGCAGUGCAUAAUGUUUACCGCGUUAACGGCAUUCUGAACGUGUCUCGGGCUUUUGGUGACAGCUUCCUCAAGGACUAUUCGGCUCGCCCGCCGUACGAGCAGCCGGUGGUGGCGCUGCCGGGGCAGCUCGAGGAGUUCAUAUCGCCUUCCUUUGUGAUUCUAAUUGCUUGUGACGGAGUGUUCGAAACUGUCGACGCGGACCUGGACAACUUGGUGCGGCAGCAGCUAAAAAAGACGAACUUCGAUUUGCUGAAAACUGUCAAAGAGAUUCUGCAAGUGGCCUACAGCCGGGGCUCUCGAGACAACUUGUCGCUCUUGCUGGCCCGCGUGAACAACGAAGUCCAGCAAGAAACCAGCCCCUUCGCCCUCGGCUGA
This is a messenger RNA of Eimeria tenella, 1308 nucleotides long. RefSeq lists its product as uncharacterized. The transcript has 7 exons. Gene Ontology annotation, biological process: protein dephosphorylation. Gene Ontology annotation, molecular function: protein serine/threonine phosphatase activity; cation binding. NCBI's taxonomy places the organism in Eukaryota, Apicomplexa, Conoidasida, Eucoccidiorida, Eimeriidae. The record is from RefSeq and is a predicted model, not a curated record. The coding region runs from base 1 to 1308 and encodes 435 amino acids.